This is a messenger RNA of Andrographis paniculata, 1375 nucleotides long. RefSeq names its product myb family transcription factor PHL7-like. The coding region runs from base 341 to 1228 and encodes 295 amino acids. The transcript has 7 exons. NCBI's taxonomy places the organism in Eukaryota, Viridiplantae, Streptophyta, Magnoliopsida, Lamiales, Acanthaceae. The record is from RefSeq and is a predicted model, not a curated record. Gene Ontology annotation, molecular function: DNA binding; DNA-binding transcription factor activity.
CUAAUAAAGAACAAAUAAGAGGCGUUUUUGUCUCGACUCACUGCUUCUCUUCGCUGGACUUCGUUCAUUGCCCACUCAAGGAAUCGGCUGGCGUAAUCAACUAACAAAUUUUUGUUUACCUGAAAUUGAAUACGUAUAAUUUUUAAUCCGGGGGGUUUUUCGUUCCGCGGAAUUUGAAGUAUUCGCGUGAUUACGCCGCCGAUUGGUGGUGUUUGAGGGGGAUUUGUACGAGCUUCUGUAGAUCUGGAUAGAUGAAAGAUUCGAAAGUUCCUAUAGUUCAAACUUGAUCCACAGCAAUCCAGUUGUUCGAAGUCAGCCAUUAGAUUGUGCUGACAGCACUAUGGAUCCAGUCAGUGGAAGUAGCAAUGCUAACAAUCCUAAUUUGGCUUCCAAACAGCGACUUCGAUGGACGCAUGAGCUCCAUGAACGAUUUGUUGAUGCUGUAGCACAACUGGGUGGCCCAGAUCGGGCUACUCCUAAAGGUGUUCUUCGAGUUAUGGGGGUUCAAGGGCUAACUAUUUAUCACGUAAAAAGCCACCUACAGAAGUACCGGCUCGCAAAGUAUCUACCAGAUUCUUCUUCGGAUGGAAAAAUUGCUGAAAAGAAGGAAUCUCCCUCCAACUUGGAUGGUUCACCUGGGAUGCAAAUAACUGAAGCCCUUAAGCUGCAAAUGGAAGUUCAAAAGCGGCUGCACGAGCAAUUGGAAGUGCAAAGACAACUCCAGCUGAGAAUAGAAGCCCAAGGGAAAUAUUUGACGAAGAUUAUUGAAGAACAACAGCGUCUCAGCGGGGUUCUCUCUGAAGCACCGGGGCCAGGGGGAUCUGUUCCUCGGGCAGACGGCAUUUCUCCUGAAUGUGGUAGUAAAACUGACCCGGCAACCCCAGCUCCAACGUCUGAGUUGCCUUUCCAAGACAAAUUGGCGAAAGAUCAAACUCCUGCCAAGAGUCUUUCUGUGGAUGAAUCCUCCUCUCACCAAGAACCACUAACCCCAGAUUCAUCCCGUUCACCCGUCGAUAGACCACAGAAAAAACAGCGUGGGAGCACCGAUUUAGCGUUCGACAAGUCGGAGAUGGUGCGGACCAGUUCAAUGCUGGAGUCGAACCUGAGCCCUCCUUAUCAGCAGCCACACUCGCUCUUCCUAACAAGAGAUCAGUUCGAACAUACGUCGUCGCGAGUACCUGUCUGCAGCCGAGAUCAGUUGGAAAAGAUCUCGGGUAGCAACAUGUAAUUCUAGUGGUUCCUACAUGUCGAUUGCUGCUACUCAUUCGUCGUCGUGUACGCGUGGUCUGUAGAAACACUCUCCUGCACUUGGUUACUAUGACUUUGAUUUGAGAUAUAAUUUAGGCAGCCUUUUAGAGGGAGUUUUCAUUACAAA